Messenger RNA from Salmo salar (Atlantic salmon), 2416 nucleotides. It is a transcript of the gene chrna11, whose product is annotated as cholinergic receptor, nicotinic, alpha 11. The record is from RefSeq and is a predicted model, not a curated record. NCBI's taxonomy places the organism in Eukaryota, Metazoa, Chordata, Actinopteri, Salmoniformes, Salmonidae. Gene Ontology annotation, molecular function: transmembrane signaling receptor activity; acetylcholine-gated monoatomic cation-selective channel activity. Gene Ontology annotation, cellular component: postsynaptic membrane. Gene Ontology annotation, biological process: monoatomic ion transmembrane transport.
GCUUGUGUAGAAUCAGUUGUUUUUUUCCUCCACUCAUUCACUGCAUUUUUCCAGACGGCGUGUGCAAACUUAGGCUCCGUACCUCACUGCCUGCCACCCAUAUCUCUGUCUUUCUCAUCUCUGAUUCAAUUAUUCAUUCCUUCUGAUGCUUUGUGGAUGCAAAUCAGGCAUAUUCCAGCCUCUGAAUCCAACCUUCCUGUCCGUUCCUCUUCUCCUCUUAUCCCUGUCUCAGCUGCACUCUUCUCCGAUCCCUAUCCAUUAGAAAUGUGGUGCUCUGUGGUUCUGGUUCUCUGUGGAUUCUCUGCUUUGGUCCAGGUGUCGGUGCAGGGCCCUCACCAGAGGACCCUGUUGAAGAACCUACUGAAGGACUACAAUCGUAUGGAGAGGCCGGUGGGCAACGAUUCACACUCCCUCACCGUCUUCUUCUCUAUCAGUCUGAUGCAGAUCAUGGAUGUGGAUGAGAAGAAUCAGGUCGUCACCACUAACAUCUGGCUUCGGAUGAGCUGGUUUGAUCAUUAUCUUAAGUGGAACCAAUCUGAAUACCCUGGAGUGAAAAACCUUCGGUUCACAACUGACCAGGUGUGGACGCCAGACAUCCUUCUCUAUAACAGUGCAGACGAUGACUUUGACUCUACCUUCAAGACCAAUGUGCUGGUUAACUCCAGUGGCUUUGCAGAGUAUCUCCCUCCAGGGAUUUUCAUGAGCACAUGUAACGUGGACGUACGUUGGUUCCCCUUCGACAUCCAAAAGUGUGAGAUGAAGUUUGGCUCGUGGACGUACGAUGGCUGGCUGAUGGACCUACAAAUGAAUGAGGCCGACAUCUCCGGGUACAUGUCCAACGGGGAGUGGGACCUAGUGGGAGUGCCAGGUACUCGUAGCGAGGUGUUCUAUGACUGCUGUAAGGAGCCCUACCCUGAUGUGACGUUCGUUGUGACCAUCCGCCGGCGCACUCUCUACUACGCUCUAAACUUGCUCAUCCCCUGUGUGCUGCUAUCCUCCAUGACCCUGCUUAUCUUCCUACUGCCUGCCGACUCCGGAGAGAAGAUCUCUCUGGGUAUCACUGUGCUGCUCUCUCUCACUGUCUUCAUGUUGCUGGUGGCAGAGAUCAUGCCAGCCACUUCAGAUUCCAUCCCUCUCAUAGGACAGUACUUUGCCAGUACUAUGAUCAUUGUUGGGAUGUCAGUCAUAGCUACAACAGUGGUGCUGCAGUAUCAUCACCACGACCCAAAUGGAGGACAGAUGCCCAAAUGGGUUAAUGUGGUCCUACUGCAGUGGGUAGCAUGGUUCCUACGUAUGAAGCGCCCAGGGGAGAGUGAUGACCCAGAGCGACCACCCUGCGCCCCCAACCUACGGCGCUGCUCCUCAAGCUCCCAGAGCGGUAGCAUCCCUAACCCUCCAGACCCCACACUCCACCCCCAGAACCUGGUCCCUCUCCAGGCUGGCCCCCAGCACUUGGGUCAUUCCCAUCUUCACGCCCAGUCCAGCGCCAACAACAAUGGAAACCUGCUCUACAUUGGCUUCCAGAAUCUGGACGACCCCCCACUGCUUCCAGAUCACAUCCAGAAUUACAGCAUCUCGGCCGGGCCUCCUCGAGUAGCAGGCAGUCCCCCUCCCCAUCUGCCACCUCCAUUCUGCAGCCCUCCGCCACCCCCCACCCCCAACGGGGACACCGUGGGCUGCCCUAGUACCAUUUCCAGUGGCGGAGUUUUCGGAAUGGGGGGUGGAGGACAGUACUCAGCAGGGCGUAUAGGCGACCCCCAGCUCCAGGCUAUUCUGGAGGAAGUGCGUUACAUGGCGGACCGCUUCCGUGAGCAGGAUGAGACGGAGAGCGUGGCUGACCAGUGGAAGUUUGCGGCAGCAGUCAUCGACCGGCUCUGCCUGGUGGCCUUCAGUGUGUUCAACAUCAUCUGCACCAUCGCCAUCCUCAUGUCCGCUCCCAACUUUGUGGAGGCCGCCUCCAAGGACUUCUUCUGAGGAAGAAGAGGAUGGGGCAGAGGAGGAGGAGAUAUUACGAGUGAGAAGAGAACUGGGGGGGAGAAAGAGCAGGAUGUGGAAUGAUUUGGGGCUCAGUCUAAGAGGGCUAUUGUCGGGGACAACAGACCCUCCUGUCAAGAUGAGGGGGGUUCUUUGGAGAUGUCUCAAGUACAUCUCAAGAUGGUCUGUUGAAGUCUAUCAAGGACCUCUGAUGAAAUGGAACAGGAUGGGGAGGGAUGAGUUUAUGGGAGAAGAAUCCAAAAAGGCAUGGUUCAAGGACUGUAGAGGGUGAAGUCAAUUGUAUUGAACUAUAAGGCUUUCUCAAAGACCUAUAAGAAGUGAAGGUGAGCAGGACGGGCAAUAAGAAAAGUGAAGUAUGGGAUAAUUCAACCUGAGAUUGGGAAGAUUGCAGUCCCUAGAGCGAGAGAUAAAAAAAAAUAUA